Messenger RNA from Mesorhabditis belari, 1986 nucleotides. NCBI's taxonomy places the organism in Eukaryota, Metazoa, Nematoda, Chromadorea, Rhabditida, Rhabditidae. The record is from the annotation of a GenBank genome assembly.
AUGGAACGAGCCGAUUCAAUUGCACAAAAGCCGUACAAACGUGCCACUGAGCAGCGGGUCAAAAACGGCAAUUAUCAGGCGAUAAGCUAUGGGAAACGAACAAGGGGCAAAGUGGUGAGCGAGAGUGGAGAAAUCUCCCCCCAAAAAGAGGCGGAGUCGCUGAGAGUGACAAAGUGCAAAAUUUGGGAAUCAUUUCGUGGAGAAACCUCACGUAUUGACAUUGUUCGUCUCUUGUUUUUUUCUAUUUCAUUGGAUUUUGGGCUUGUUUAUUUGAGCCGCGAUUCUUUAGCGAUGACUAUUGAGGAGAUCGCUCAACACAAGCGAGCACCCGAACAUCGGGUCUUCGUCAACCGGUCACUUCGAUUAGAAAAGAUCAAGUUCUUCGGUUUCGACAUGGAUUACACACUUGCAGAGUACAAAUCUCCCGAAAUGGAAAUCCUUGCCUUCGAUCUUACCUUGCAGAGACUGUGUCACAUUGGAUAUCCAAAGGAAAUCCUGUCUUUCAAAUACGAUCCUAUCUUCCCCGUUCGAGGUCUUUGGUUUGAUUACUUGUAUGGGAAUUUGCUGAAGAUCGAUGGCUUCGGAAAUAUUCUGAUGGGCAUGCACGGAUUGAAAUUCUUGAAAACGCAGGAUAUCGAGGAAAUGUACCCAAACAAGUUCAUCCAAUUGUCCGAGACUCGAGUUUUCGUCCUCAACACGCUCUUCAAUUUGCCCGAAACGCAUGUCAUCGCUCAACUCGUUGAUUAUUUUGAUAAACAUCCGGAUUUUAAACAAAAUGCGGAAAAGACUGGUAUCAAAGGAGGUGACAUGUUGAUGUCCUACAAAUCGAUCUUUCAGGAUCUCCGAAACGCUGUCGACUGGGUUCACAUGAACUCGACAAUGAAGUACACGAUUAUGGAGAAUUUGGAAAAAUACGUGAAGAAAGACCCGAGAACGGCUCAGAUGCUCGGUGGGAUGAGAGAAAGCGGGAGGAAGACGUUCUUGUUGACAAAUUCUGACUAUGAAUAUACAAAUGCAGUAAUGACGUACAUUCUUGGCAAGGAUUGGAAUUCAUUUUUCCACUUGACGAUCGUCGAUGCGAGAAAGCCGAGCUUCUUUGCUGAAGGGACCACAUUCAGAGAGGUUGAUCCAUCGACGGGAGCCCUCAAGUUGGGAGUUCACACCGGCCCAUUGCGAGAAGGAGUUAUCUACUCUGGUGGAAGCUGUGAAGCGUUUAGGAAAAUGGUGAAAGCCCGUGGCAAAGAUGUACUCUAUGUGGGAGAUCAUAUCUUCGGUGACGUUUUACGUUCAAAGAAGACGCGUGGUUGGAGAACAUUCUUGGUGGUUCCCGAACUUGAUCACGAGCUCUCCGUCUGGACAGAGGGAAGACCACUUUUCGAAGAGCUUGGUGGUUUGGACAAUCAACUCGCCGAUAUCUACAAAAAUCUGGAUGCUUCGGCUACAGUGAAGCCAGAGAUUCACAGUGUUUUGCAAAGCAUUCGAAAAAUCUCACACGAAAUGGAUCAAGAAUAUGGUGUUCUCGGGUCGCUCUUCAGAUCCGGUUCAAGAACGACGUUCUUUGCCUCACAAGUGAUGAGAUACGCAGACAUCUAUGCAAGCACAUGUCUCAACCUCGUUCACUACCCGAAUUUCUACUUCUUCAGAGCCCCAAUGCAGUUGAUGCCUCAUGAGUCGACCGUCGAUCAUUAUUCCGUCCUUCAGACUGAAAAAGCGGCACAAUUCAGGCGACAAGAUUCCGUUGGACAUCAAGUCCGCGGUUGGUCCAAAAAGACAGCCACUGAGAACGAGUAUUUCCCAGAAGAAGAGGAGGAAGAUGUGAGCAACGAAAGUUCGGAUAUCGAUGAAUUGCACUCGGCCCGCCGACCGGAAAAGUCGCCGUCUGACACUGGACUUCAGCAAUUAGAUGGAGAAGCGGUCUGUGACACCGAUGUCGUCUCGAUGCCACCCGCACAAGUUGAUCGCGAUCACCUCAAUCGUGUCUCCCAA